Oenanthe melanoleuca is the source of this 4389-nucleotide messenger RNA. RefSeq names its product DNA polymerase kappa (gene POLK). The record is from RefSeq and is a predicted model, not a curated record. Bases 296 to 2899 code for a protein of 867 amino acids. The transcript has 15 exons. Gene Ontology annotation, molecular function: DNA-directed DNA polymerase activity; damaged DNA binding. Gene Ontology annotation, biological process: error-prone translesion synthesis. Gene Ontology annotation, cellular component: nucleus. Lineage: Eukaryota; Metazoa; Chordata; Aves; Passeriformes; Muscicapidae.
CGCGGCGUGGGCAGGGCAGGCGGAGUGAUGGAUCCAGGUACUGCGGAUGUUCUGCCUUCCAUUUAUUAAACUGCUUUCGUAGUUUAGGAAACGAAACAGUGACUUUUUUCUUCAGACUUAGUCUGAAAUACGUGUUUUCAUCGAUAUUUAUGGGCAGAAAUAUAUUCGUGGAAUGGAAAAAAAAAAUCCACCCUGUUGCACCUGUCAUUUAACGGUUUGUGAACAGCGGAUAUAUGGUUUGGGAAAGACUUAAGGUAUUAAGUCAUAAAACGGGUACUUGUUUUGAGGAGGUACAAUGGACGACAUGAAAAAGGUUGCUAACAGCUCUUGCAAUGAUGGAGUUCUACUUAGAAUGGGCCUUAAUGAUAACAAAGCUGGAAUGGAGGGUUUGGAUAAGGAGAAAAUCAAUAAAAUCAUCAUGGAAGCUACCAAGGGUUCUAAAUUUUAUGAAAAUGAACUUAAGAAAGAUCAACAAGUUAACCAACGAAUUGAAAAAAUGAUGCAGCUAAAAGAGAAAAUUACAGCACAACAGCUCUUGAAAGCACAGCUGCAGGUGGACAAACUUGUAAUGGAACUGGAACAGAACCGUAACCUUAGCAAUACAAUUGUACACAUUGACAUGGAUGCCUUCUAUGCAGCUGUGGAAAUGAGAGACAAUCCAGAGCUGAAGGAAAAACCUAUAGCAGUGGGAUCAAUGAGUAUGUUGUCUACCUCAAAUUACCAUGCUAGGAGAUUCGGUGUGCGUGCAGCCAUGCCUGGAUUUAUUGCUAAAAGGCUGUGUCCCCAUCUAACUAUAGUACCACUAAACUUUGAGAAAUACGGCAAAGUGAGUAAAGAGGUUAGAGAAAUACUGGUUGAAUAUGAUCCCAAUUUUAUGCCUAUGGGCCUAGACGAAGCCUACCUGAACAUAACAGAGCACUUGGAGGAAAGGCUGAACUGGCCUGAAGAUAGGAGAAGGUUCUUUUUUAAUAGAGAAAGCACUACAGGAAUAGAUAAAGAUGGUAUGAAUAUGUCUGCCAAAUUUAACAAAGCUGAAGUCUCUUCUUCACCAGUACUGUUUGAAGACGAGACAUCUCUGAUGGAUGACAACCUUGAACAAAGAGGUCCAUCAGUGGAAAACUCAGUUGUCUUUGGAACUUCUGCAGAGGAAGUUGUGAAGGAAAUUCGCUUUAGGAUUGAGCAGAAAACUCAACUGACUGCUAGUGCAGGAAUAGCACCAAAUACAAUGCUAGCAAAAAUGUGCAGUGAUCGUAAUAAACCUAACGGCCAAUACAGAAUUUCUCCUGAGAGACUAGCAGUGCUAGACUUCCUAAAAGAUUUGCCCAUUAGAAAGGUGCCAGGUAUUGGAAAAGUAACAGAGAAGAUGUUAAAAGCCCUUGGAAUUGUGACUUGCUCAGAACUUUACCACCAGAGGGCACUGCUUUCCCUUCUUUUUUCAGAAGUAUCUUGGCGUAAUUUCUUGGAUAUUUCCCUUGGUUUGGGCUCAACACACUUGGAGAAGGAUGGAGAAAGAAAAAGUAUGAGCACUGAAAGAACAUUCAGUGAAAUAAACACAGCAGAAGACCAGUACAGCUUGUGUCGAGAACUCUGCAGAGAUCUUGCUCAAGAGUUACAGAAAGAGGGACUUAAGGGUAAAACUGUUACAUUGAAGCUUAAGAAUGUCAACUUCGAAGUUAAAACAAGAGCUUCAACUGUUCUGUCUUCUGUUGCUACUGAGGAGGAAAUAUUUACUGUUGCUAAAGAUUUGUUAGGAACUGAAAUAGAUAGUGUUGCUCCUCACCCUCUACGGAUAAGACUUAUGGGUGUACGAGUAUCAGGCUUUCUAACUGAAGAAGAAAAGAAAUACCAACAAAAAAGCAUUACAAGUUUCUUAAAAUCAGGAAAAGAAAUUGGUUCUCUUAGGCUUCAGACAGAGAAGUCCAACCAAGAGUAUUUCACAAAAAAUUCACAAGCACCUCAUAGAGGGAGUUUUUUUGAUCAAAAGCGAGCAGCAAGACAAUUAAACAGAGAGAAUAUUUCUCCAAAUAAAAGCAGAGGUAAGCAGCUUUUUCAUGAUGACAAAUCACCAGAAAAUUUUGUGGAAGAAACAAAGAAAGUCACAGAUUUACAGAAUUCUAAUGUUUGUAAGAUCUUCACUUGUCCUGUUUGCUUUGAGAAGCAAAGCAGCAAUAAUUUGGAAGAACUUAAUAGACACAUUGACGAGUGCCUCAAUAGGAUGUGUGUUAAAGAUACUGUGGAGAUAUCCAAGAAUUACAGUUCAAGAGAAAAUACACCUAAUUUUCUUCCACAAUUAAAAAAUGAGUAUGUUGAUAAAUGUCAAAAAAAUAAAACAGAUCAAUUAGCAGGAACAGACCAGUCUGCAAGUGUAUCUGAGAACUCUACUAACAGCAACACAGAAAAAUUUGGUCAGAUAAUACCUGAUAAAUCUUCCAGAGAACGACAGCCUAGCAAUCUCAGUGACAUUGCUAGAAAUGUCUGUCUGAAACAGUGCCUCUUCCCCAAAAGAAUAUCACAAGACAAUGAAGAUGAUUUUGGCAAGACUGAACAUACAGAAGGAGCUAGUUCAUCCUGUUCCUUUGAAGCCAAAGAAGACACUGUUCUUGUUUGUCCAGUUUGUAAUUCAGAACAGAAAACCACCAAUCUUGUGUCAUUUAACAGACAUGUAGAUGUCUGCUUAAAUAAAGGCCUUAUCCAGGAGCUAACAGAAAAAGAAAGACUUACAAAGACUUAUAAUAUGGAAAACUUUAACAGAGCUUUCUCUGGAGAUUUAAGCAAAGGACAGCAAUGUACAAAUCCAUCACAAGGAGCAAAAAGGUCUGGACUAACAGCUUCACAGUCAGUAUCAAAAAAGGCCAAGUCAAGCAAUUCCAAAAACACAAUCAAAAUGUUUUUUAAAUGACUGUGUAUCAACAUGUUCUAUAUGAAGCAUUUCAUAGAGUUUUAUAACUGCAAGGUAAUUUAGCAUUGGCAGUAGGCUGGAUUCAGGUGCCAGUCAUUUUGGAGCCAUUAUAUAUCUGUAUAACAAGGACAUGAUGUCUGAGAUAGAAGAAGAGGUAAAAUAAAGGCUUUUUUCCUUUUCUUUCCUUUGGAGAAUAAUAUUUCUUUCAAGAAUCAAAAUUUGCUAGCACUUUGAUUUAGCCCCCUAGAACACAGUAAUCAUUAGCUAGGGUGCCCCAUUUGUACUUGAAGGCCCUCUUCUCACACCUGAAUUUGUCUUCUCUGUUGAUUUUAUUGUAAAAGUAAAAUUAUGAAAUUAACUGUGUGGUAACAAAGAAGAGUUGAGUUGCUUGAUUUCAGGUAACAAAUAUCUGUCUUUGUAGUAACACAGAAAUGUAUUAGUCUUGCAGUUACACAGGAUAGGAACAAGAACUUAGAGCACUAUCAAGCUUUCAUUGUUGCUACUGAAAAUUACUUCAGUAAGAGUUGAUCUUAAGGACUCAUGGUGAGAUACACAACGACUUCACUUAAUUAAAAAUAUGCUUAAAAAUCUAUUAAGAGAAGGAUUCCUACAGACAAUACUGUUUGAUCUUUGGCCUUUCCAAAGAGGCUGAAAACUUCUUUACAUUUUGAAGUUGUUACCAGUGAGUAGCACUAAAAUUACUCUAAAUAAAGGUUUCAUGGUGCAAUAAAAAUGAAUUAUAUGCAAAGAGAAGAUAAUGAACUUUUUUAUUGUUUAUCUAUCUUUCUCUUUAAAACUAUUUUGUAUUUCUGAAUAAAGUGUAUUCUGUGAGUGCAUAAAUGAAAAGAGGAAAUUAAGUGCAAAUAUUUAAAAUGCUCUGUUUAGAUUUUUUUCUGUUCACAUCAAAUUGUUUAAAGAUAUUUUAAUAUAAUUAAAUAUUUAUCUGACAAGUAAUUUAUUAUAACAGCAUAUUUCUUAGAAAUUAUAUGAACAGCCAAGCCCUGUAUGAAAUACAACUUGCUUUUUAACUGCAAAGUCUUUUAAAGAAGUGACUUGUAGAAGCAUCUAUUCUGUUGUUCAACUGUAUUAUUGGGAUUUGCUUCCUUUUUAAGCAAACAAAUGUAUACAUGGUAUGUCUUAGAUGCCUGAGCUCAGUUCAGAAUAUGCCCUCCUGUUUCCAGAAUUUCUGGAAUGAUUACACCAUUUCUACCUGCUUUAUUUGUCAGAUGCUGCUCUCUCAUUUGAAUUCAUGUCAGUGCUCCCUUAUCUGCUGGACUAGUUCAGACUGUAAAUUGAUUCAAUCAACUUUUUCUAAACUGAGUCAGUGACUACUCAGCAUGAGCUGUUCUGUUGACAGACAUGGGAACUUUUGGUGUGAAAGACAUAAAAGCAACUGAGGAAACAUAAGACUGCCACUGCUGUUUAGAAGGUGAACACCUAUCCCUUUUUUAGUUUGUAUCUCUGAUUCAAUAAAGUGCAGAAUCUAAGUA